CACCUGCGGCACCUGCCCCUGCCCUGCCCCGCWCCGAGACUCCUCCCCGGCCGCACCGCCCGCUCCCGGCUCCCUCCGCCGCCUUCCAUCCCCUCCCGAGCCGGCCCGGGCCGCUCCGGCAGCCCCAGAAAACAAGGAACAAAAAUAUCCUCCUGUGACAUUUGUCUCUAAGUUGGGGCAGAGCUGCACUUCCCRGGGGCUGUGAAGAGCUGGGCAAGGAUGGAUGGGACAUAAAACAGAGCAGAAAUCCUGGAGCCUYGGUCACCAGUCUGAUGGACUUAUUGUUCACACCUUGCUUCCCAACACUUGAAUUGUUUCUGUACUGUUGACAAAGGAAAAAAAUGACCUCUACUGUAGGUCCUCCGCCAUGCUACGAGAACCGGGGCUUUCAGCCAGAGCCCGUCUACKCUGCCAGGCAGGCAGGAGGUGCUAAUCCUUACCCCCAGUACUUCGCCACAAACGCUCCCUCGGUGCCAAGCUUCGUCCCCAGGGUCGCCACCCACCAGUCCACCAGGCCAGUAGCACAGCCACCCAGGAGAACUUGUGCAGCCAGUCURAGGAAAACCAUAAUAAUUUUAUUAUCUAUAUUAAUAGUAAUUUGUUGUGCAAUUGCUGCUUUCUUCAUCUGGUAUUUUGUAGAGAAUCACUGUCUGAGCUCGCUGAUCGAGUGUGGAUCCUCAGGAGUGUGCAUGCCGCCCUCGCAGUGGUGCGACGGAGUGAGCGACUGCCCCAACGGGGAGGACGAGAACCGCUGUGUUAGACUUUUUGGACCAAAUUUUAUCCUGGAAGUUUAUUCACCUGUCAGCAAGUCCUGGUAUCCUGUUUGCCACGAUGACUGGAAUGACAACUAUGGGAAGAUCGCAUGCAAAGACAUGGGCUACAGCRCAGACACCUAUUUCUACAGUCGUGGGGUAGCGCCCGGGGCCAGCUUUAAGAGCUUCAUGAAGCUGAACACAAGCGCUGGGAACAUAGACUUGUACAAAAAGCUGUACAGCAGUGAUUCCUGUGCCUCAGGAAACGUGGUUUCUCUGCGCUGCAUAGAGUGUGGCCUGUCCAGCAAGAGCGCGACCAUCAUGAACAGGAUCGUGGGGGGCAGCGGGGCYGUGCUGGGCCAGUGGCCGUGGCAGGUCAGCCUCCACGUGCAGGGCACCCACGUCUGYGGCGGCUCCAUCAUCACCCGCCACUGGAUCGUCACAGCAGCACACUGUGUGGAAGGGCGAUUYUCUGACCCACGCAGCUGGAGGGUUUAUGCUGGGAUCCUGAACCAGGACGAGAUGCUCUUCAGGAGUGGGUACAGAGUGCAACAGAUAAUUUCCCAUCCRGAUUAUGACACAGACUCUAAAGACAAUGAUGUUGCUCUUAUGAAGCUGGAGACACCACUGAGUUUUACUGAAACUGUGAGGCCAGUUUGCCUGCCCAACCCAGGAAUGAUGUUCCAGCCGAACCAGCAGUGCUGGAUAUCAGGCUGGGGAGCAGARUACCAAGGAGGUAAAACAUCGAAUAACUUGAAUUUCGUGGCRGUGCCCUUGAUAGAACGUUCGAGGUGUAAUGCAGGUUUUAUCUACAAUGGCAUGAUUCUGCCCACCAUGAUCUGUGCUGGAGACCUGGCAGGAGGAAUUGAUUCCUGUCAGGGUGACAGCGGAGGUCCCCUGGUGACCCACCACCACUCGGUGUGGUGGCUGGUUGGGGACACCAGCUGGGGCACGGGCUGUGCCACCCCCAACAAACCCGGAGUGUACGGGAACAUGACUGUGUUUACAGAYUGGAUUUAUAAAAACAUGCAGGCAAACAGAUGACAACGCUCUC
Molecule: messenger RNA, 1806 nt
Organism: Malurus melanocephalus (red-backed fairy wren)
Lineage: Eukaryota; Metazoa; Chordata; Aves; Passeriformes; Maluridae
Gene: TMPRSS2
Product: transmembrane serine protease 2
Exons: 15
Coding region: 342-1796 (484 amino acids)
Biological process (GO): protein autoprocessing
Cellular component (GO): membrane
Molecular function (GO): serine-type endopeptidase activity; protein binding
Source: RefSeq, a predicted model, not a curated record